Messenger RNA from Hippocampus comes (tiger tail seahorse), 3798 nucleotides. Its product is annotated as cell adhesion molecule 2-like. Gene Ontology annotation, biological process: homophilic cell-cell adhesion. The transcript has 10 exons. NCBI's taxonomy places the organism in Eukaryota, Metazoa, Chordata, Actinopteri, Syngnathiformes, Syngnathidae. Bases 267 to 1472 code for a protein of 401 amino acids. The record is from RefSeq and is a predicted model, not a curated record.
CGUGCACGCUGCCGAUCAGCAGUCAGCGUCGUCCUGCUCCAGAAGCGGACCAGCUGCCCCCCCCUCCCCAAUCCUCAGCCACCUCCCUCCUUCCUCUUCCUCCUCUGGAGCAUCAUCAUCGUCUUUGCCACUCAGAGUUCAUCCAUGUAAAAGUCUGCGCAUCCCCCGUCUGGAUAAGUGAACCCCCCCCACCCCCUCCCCUUCUUCGUUCCCCACGCGUGGAGCGCCGAGUCACGACAAGGCAGCGUAACACUUGAGAAGUGAAGAUGAUGAUGAUGGGCCAGCGGCAGUUGCUCUUCCUCCUCUCCAGUCUGGCCGCGAGCAUUUUUGGAGUGGAAGGGACAAAAAGCAAACCUAGAGGUGGCCAAGGUCAGUUCCCCAUCACUCAGAACGUGACAGCGUUGGAGGGCUCCGCCACCAACAUGACCUGCCGGGUGGACUUCAACGAUAACACUUCCCUCCAGUGGUCCAACCCUGCGCAGCAGACGCUCUUCUUCGGCGACAAGAAAGCUCUUCGGGACAACCGCAUCGAGCUGGUACGAGCGUCGUGGCAGGAGCUCACCAUCCGCAUCAAUGACGUCAGCCUGGCCGACGAGGGCCAGUACACGUGCUCGCUCUUCACCAUGCCCGUCAAGACCACCAAGGCCUUCCUCACCGUCUUAGGAGUGCCAGAGCGGCCCGAGAUCACAGGCUUUACCAGUCCGGCUCUGGAAGGCGAGGUCAUCACCCUGACGUGCACCACGGCGGGCAGCAAGCCGGCCGCUCACAUUCGGUGGUUACGGAACGACAAAGAGGUCCAAGGCACGACGGAGGUGAGCGCCUCGGGCAAGUCGUUCACGGUGAGGAGCAGCCUCCACUUCCAGGUGGGCCGAGGCGACGACGGCGUGGCCUACACCUGCAUGGUGGACCACCUGUCUCUGUCCAACCCUUACAUGACCACCGAAGUCCUGGAGGUCCACUAUGCUCCCCAUCUAGAGAUCACACAUUCGAUGAUCAUCCCGCAGGAGGGCCAGUACUUCAAACUGGAGUGUGUUUCCAGAGGAAACCCCAUACCAGAACCGGUCCUGUGGUCCAAAGACGGCGGCGAGCUGCCCGAUGUGGAGCGUAUGAUCGUGGAGGGUCGGGAGCUCACCAUCACGACGCUGAACAAGACUGACAACGGCACGUACCGCUGCGAGGCCAGCAACCACCUGGGGACCAGCAGCGCAGAGUAUAUCCUCUUUGUCUACGACCCCAACGCCAUCGGGCAGCACGGGCCCGACCACGCUUUGAUUGGCGGCGUGGUCGCCGUGGUGGUCUUUAUCACCUUGUGCUUGAUCAUCGUCCUGGGCCGCUACUUGGCCAGACAUAAAGGAACGUAUCUAACGCACGAGGCCAAAGGGUCCGAGGACGCCCCUGACGCCGACACGGCCAUCAUCAACGCCGAAGGGAACCACGUGCACGCUGAGGAGAAGAAGGAGUACUUCAUUUAGGCUUCUUGGUCCAAUUUUUUUUUUUUUUUUACUUUUUGACAACAGACAUGCAAUUUGAAGCUGCCUCAGUAUCUCGUCGUCCUUUUUCUUGAUUUAGUUUUUACUGUUAUUCGCGGACAACUUUUUUUUUUUUUUGAGUUGAAGGUGCCUCCGUGUCUGUUUUGAUCGACCUUCUUUUGCACACGCUUUAGCGACAUAACGUCAACUCUGCUCAAAGCUGUUUUUUCGUUCACUAAGUUUGUUCGCAUCCUGGGGGGUGGGAGGGAUUUUUGUCCCCACAGUGCCACAUAGCCCAAAGUUGACCCUGAAAAACAAAAUGUAGAAGCACAAUCUUCAGUAGAUUAAAGCCGGUUCCUCUCGGCAGCCUUUUUUUUUUUGUGUGUGUAUACCCUGGGCCGACAAUUUAAAAAGCACAUUUUUGCGAGGGCUCCCGAAGUCAACUGGUUCUUGUCUCAGGAUUCGUAUCGGGAUCAGAGAGGAAAGAAUUCGGUCCAUCCCUGACCCAACCCAACGUGAGAACCCUCCUGAGUGAGUGGAACCCAGCAGGGUUGGUAGUUCUUUGCGUCAAGGUGUGCAUAUUGCUGUUAAAUACUUUGCUAUAAUGUCAAUAUUGGUGAGGAAUAUUGUUGAUAUAUAUACGCAUAUUUUGUUUUUGUUGUCCCUGGCACAUUUAUCGCUUUUUGGCGCUGUUCAAUGAAAAGCACGUCGAAAAAUUAUUCUGUGAUUCUCAAGAGCCCCCUAGUGGUGCGAGAAAGAAUCAUUGGACAAGUAGGGUUCAGUUAUAUUUAACUUUUAAGUUCUCCACGUUUGUAUUUCAUCUUUAAGAACAAGUUUGGUUUUUGAAUAUUUAUUCAGGUAGUAUUUAUAUUUCAUUUGUACAUUUUUAAUUGUUUUAUUUUUUUCUUUUUUAUAUUUAGGCACUGUUUACUCAUUCGCUGCCGUGGAUGGUUCUCGAUGUUGGGUCACGAUGAUGGUACGUGAAAAGCUAAAUACUUCUUUUGGUGGUACUUGCUGUGAAAAUAUGAAAAAGCAUCUUGAUUUGUUAUCAUCGUAAUCUGUAAAAACAAUCUUCUUGCUUUCGUGGAUCACUUGGCGAUACGAGCUUUUCAUUGGAUAGCGACGCGAUACAUUUUUUGAGGUGUCCCUAUAAGAUUUUUUUCCUGUGGGCCAGAAGGUAUGUAAAUAACAUGUAAGUAUUGAAUUUUAGUAAAGGAAAGUCUGUAGUUCUACCUUGAGUUUUCAUAACAACAUGUUUUAGACGGCUGUUUUCUUCUUUAAAAAAAAAAGGGGGGGGGGAGCCACACAGAAAAGGGGGAAAGAAAAGAUUGACACUUGUGUGAAGCAGGAAGAUAUUUGUGACAUUACAAGGAAAACUUACUUUCAUUAAUAAUAUUUUAAGAUUAAAGAUCUAGUAUUACAAGGUAAUAAAAUUCAAAAAGACCCUUUUUUUGAAGUAAAAAUCAUCAAUUCGCAAAUGGGAUGAAAUCUUGAUCUCAUAGGAAGUUUUUCAUGAAGUUUUAGAAUUUAUGUGUUUCAUUUUUUAAGGAAAAGGCUCAUAAUGUAAUGGAAAUUAAGUUGUGAUCAAACCGGAAUUUUUUUUUUUAAGUGUAUUUGACUGAAAAAAUUUGAAUGAUUUGAGGAAAACCUUUGGAAUUUUACAAGAAGGAAGUCAUAAUGUGAGAAAAACAUUUUUAAGGAAUAAAGACACAACUUUAAUGCAGCACAUCUGCAAUCUUAUGAGAUAAAAAUACAUUAAGAUUUAAGAAAAUUAAACAAUAUAUACAUUUUUUUUCCAAGGUGAAAAGUUGUGAAUAAAUGAAUAAAUUCAUAAAUCCAGGGAUUUUUUUUUUUUUACAAGGAAAAAGUGUUCCGAUAAUAACUUCAUAUUCAUAGAAAAAUGAAGAAGGGCAUUUUUUUUUCUCCCCUGGGGGAAAAUUAUUUUUCUUCAAGGAAAAAAGUCAUCUCAUGAAAGUAGUCAUCCGACCGUUCAUCUCUUCCUGUUCUUUGGAGAUCCGAGUGGGAAUUUCAGAGGAACAUUCAACCGUUGAAAUGACGACUUCCCCCCUUUCCAGUGUGCUCCUUUGUAUUCUUCAAACAGUGAUUGUAAUGUGGGGGGGCAAGGGGAGUCAAAAUGUGUGUAUUUAUCACCAGGAUGGACACUUACUAUAUAAUACGGAUAUUCUAGCUGUUAUUACUAAAGUACUUGUCUUAUAAUGUUUUUUUUCUUCUCCUGUGACAUCACCCAAAAUGGACAAAAGGAUCACCAUUAUGGCCUUUGAGUUUGCUGCAAACCGUUGUUGAAUCAAACGUCAGCUGUCACUGUACA